This is a messenger RNA of Magallana angulata, 3620 nucleotides long. RefSeq names its product receptor-type tyrosine-protein phosphatase zeta-like. Gene Ontology annotation, molecular function: protein tyrosine phosphatase activity. The transcript has 27 exons. Gene Ontology annotation, biological process: protein dephosphorylation. The record is from RefSeq and is a predicted model, not a curated record. Lineage: Eukaryota; Metazoa; Mollusca; Bivalvia; Ostreida; Ostreidae. The coding region runs from base 93 to 3509 and encodes 1138 amino acids.
UGCAUGUAUCCUGUUUGAAGAUAGAAGGAAGUGUUGUUUUUUUUCUGGAUAGAAUGUUUGCAGUUUAAACCAUGUCCUUAUGACAAGUAAAAAUGCAUUUUACUAGCGAACUGAUAGAAUUGACCAUGGUGUUAACUGUCCUGGAAGUGUGUCAAGGCUACGUUAAUAUUGCCCUAAACAAACCAACAUACCAGCAGUACCCAUUUAAGCCAGGUGACGACAUCUAUGACUCAAGCAAUGCUGUAGACGGAUUAAAAACAAAUCUGAACUGGAACGGAGGUCAGUGUGUCUAUUCAAAUUCUAAAGAAACUGCAACCUUGUGGGUGAAUCUGACCAGUAUUCACAGCAUCCAUCACACUACACUAUACUUUAGGACAGACGGGUAUCCAUGGGGACCCUACGCAUCGUCCUUUCUGGGGUUUUCAGUGUAUAUAUCCAAUACAACAGAUAAAUCACAAGGAAUUUUAUGUUUCAAGGACAACAACUUUAAUAAAAGCACUAUCCCUGCUGUGUUCACCACAACAUGCCCUGUACAUGGUCAAUACGUCAUAUAUUACAACGAGAGAUUGUCGAAUGUCAAAUAUCCCACAGAUUAUUCUGCACAUGCCGAAAACAAUUUAUGCGAGGUUGAAGUGUAUGGAUGUCCUGCUAUUGGAUAUUACGGAACUAAUUGUUCCCUUCCAUGUCCAGACGCUACCUGUCAGUACUGUCACAUAGAGACGGGCACCUGUCAGGGCUGUAAACCUGGGUACCAAGGUCACCGCUGUGAAUUAGUCUGCCCGCGUGGAUUCUUUGGACAAAAUUGUAUCAACAAAUGCAACGACACAUGUAACGGAUGUAACACUGAAAAUGGUUUGUGUGAAUUUGGGUGUCUUCCAGGCUGGAAGGGAGACAGUUGUCAUAAAGCAUGUUCUACAGGAUCGUAUGGUAUUGAAUGCAAUGAAACAUGUGGGAACUGUAGUGAUGUAGAGCAGUGCAGCAAUACAAAUGGGUCGUGUUUAACUGGAUGUGAUGAUGGUUACCAAGGGGACUUGUGUAAAACACCGUGCAACAAAGGAUCUUAUGGUCUAAACUGCAAUCAGACAUGUGGAUAUUGUCGGGACUCAAACCAGUGUUCACACAUCAAUGGGGAAUGUUCAGCUGGAUGCCUUGCUGGUUUUCAGGGGAAGAUUUGCAAAACAGAAUGCGACUCCGGGAAGUAUGGGAUUAACUGCCUACACAACUGUGGUUUUUGUCGGAACGGGUUUCCAUGUAAUAAAGUGGAUGGAUCAUGUCUAGAUGGGUGUUCUAACGGAUACAAUGGAUCACUCUGUAUUAAUCAUUGUGAAGAAACGUUUUAUGGCAUAAACUGUUCCCAAAAAUGCAGCAUAAACUGCAGUAACCAAGAAUGCAAUCACUUGACCGGGGAAUGUAUUAGUCCGGAACAGAACAAUAUUCAACACCAAAUGUACAUCGUCUUUGGAAGUAUUGGAGCUUUCCUUUUCCUUAUUUCCAUUGUUCUCCUUGGAUUUCUUUUGAAAAGGAAAAGGAUAAUGUCAUGUAAACAGAGGACAAAGAUACACACGAAAUUUAAAAAUACAUCAGAUUCUGUUACAUACACACCAGAUCAACCGGAAGAGGUACUUCUUCCUGAAAAUAGUGUUACCAACAACAAAGAUGGAAAAAUCAAGGAUGACGACAUCGAUAAUGAUGAAAAGAUGCACAAGGAAAAUCCAUAUGAAAAUAUUUCUUUAAAGAUGAAACCCAUUGCAGAUUUUGCUAUAAACAAUUUGGACAAAAAGAUACUAGAACACUCCAAUAAUAAAGACGAUGGAUUUAAAGAAGAAUAUGCGGUUUGUUCAUUUACAUGCACAUUGUUGAAUACUUUCUUUCAGCAAUUGACAUAUGGAGAAAAAUUAAAAUGUGACGCUGGAAAACUUCCAGAAAAUGGUUCGAAGAACAGAUUUAAAUCCACUUUUCCUUAUGACCACUCCAGAGUUGUUUUAAAGAAUGGUAAAUCAGACUACAUCAACGCUAAUUAUAUCGAUGGGCUAGAACAUGAACAUGCCUACAUUGCAACUCAAGGACCUAAAGAGAAUACCUUUAAUGACUUUUGGUCAAUGGUUUGGCAAACAAACGUGGAACAAAUCGUUAUGUUAACAAAUCUAAUGGAGGGAACCAGGAAAAAAUGUGCUCAAUACUGGCCAGCCUUAAAAACAUUGAUGAAUUGUGGGAUUUUCACAUUAUACACCACAGGCGAAAAGCAAUACGCUUACUAUGCUAUUCGUACGCUGAAAAUGACAAACUUAUUGCAAAAAGGACAAAGAACAAUCACUCAGUAUCAUUACAAAGCUUGGCCGGAUCACGGCGUCCCGGAUCCACUUUGUCUUUUAUUUUAUCACAAUCAUGUGACAAGAACUAAAACGGCUACACUCAAAAGCCCGACUUUAGUACAUUGCAGUGCUGGAAUUGGUAGAACAGGGACAUACAUAGCAAUUGAUGCCUUGCACAAGGAAGUUCAGCUGGGAAACAAAAUCAACAUUGCAGAAUACGUGCAGCAAAUGAGAAAAAAAAGAAUGAAUAUGGUCCAAACUUACGAACAAUAUAAGACAAUAUUUCUGACUCUCUACGAAAUAACUAAGGCGCCAGCUACUGCUCAAAAGCCGGCUGAAUUCAUUGAAAAAUUAGAGACAGCCAAAAUGGAUACUUCGGCAAACGUUUCUUUUUUAAGAGAUGAGUUCCAGAGGCUCAUGACAGUUCGACAUCAGCUUAGAGACGACAAUGACAACAUGGCGUCAGAAGGCGAUGGUCUGUCUACGACUGCAUGUAUCCGACCACGGUAUGAGAAUGUAACUAUACGGACUUCUAGUGUGUCCAAUCGUGGAAGUAAUAUUGAUGGAAUAUUCAUCCAUUCAUUUACCAACCAGAACGCGUUUAUUGUUACGCAUUGUCCACCAGCAGAUGACGUUGUAGAUUUCCUAGAACUGAUUAAUGAAUAUGACUCUGAAGUUGUUGUUUUUAUGGAACCCCUCAACAUUGAAUUUACAGAUACAUGGAUACCGACAACAUCAAGAAGUUCUAAAAGUGUUUCUCCUUUUACAAUUCAACUACAACAAGAAAAUACGAAGGAAAAUCAUUGGCACAAAGUUGAAAUCACAAAAGAAAAUACUGAUUUUAAACCUCGUAUGGUUCACCUUGCGGAGCCAACACAUGAUCUGACUCCAAAUAACGCUCAGACCGUUCCUCAAAUUCUGGGUUUGGUUUCAUUUGCGCAAAAAACAACGGGAGAAGGUCCGAUAAUCGUCGUCAGCAAAGAUGGAACUGUUCUGUGUGGUGUGUUCUGUGCUGUAUACAACUUGAUACAACAACUGACAAUGGACGAGGAGAUAGACGUGUUCUCUGUGGUCAGACUCCUACAGACACGAUGCCCUGAGCUUUGUGCAACAAUGGAGGAAUAUGAAAUAAUAAACCACGCCAUUACGACUGUUAUACAGUCGAGAAGAGACGGAAAUACAUACGCCAAUGAAUGAUUGCAUUCACUGAAAAUAGAAUAUAGAGGAAUUCCUUGUUUCUUGUAAUUUUUAACGAGGCAAAUAUACAUUUCCUUUGUUGCUUAGACAAAAAUUAUGUGACUGCUUUCA